Messenger RNA from Kwoniella botswanensis, 321 nucleotides. RefSeq lists its product as uncharacterized. The coding region runs from base 1 to 321 and encodes 106 amino acids. NCBI's taxonomy places the organism in Eukaryota, Fungi, Basidiomycota, Tremellomycetes, Tremellales, Cryptococcaceae. The record is from RefSeq and is a predicted model, not a curated record. The transcript has a single exon.
AUGGAAUUUACCACUUCUAACAUCACAACUAACGAUAACAAUGUCAGAUCUAGCUCAACCACUCCAGCUGACUCAGGACCUGAUCCUGGAUUCAUUCCAUUUGAAUGGUCAUUCGAUAAUCAUUCGAGCGGGUAUUCGUCCACUCUGAGGCAACAAUACAUCAGCGUCGAGAUGACCCCUACGCAAACAAGUACGAAUACAUCGUAUACCAUUCCAUUCGAAUUUCAAGCUGCGAACGAGAAGGAGAGAGAAGAUAAAAAUAUGCGAUCCUCUUGGACAGUAUUCGCACCUCCAACGAAGAAGGAUGGAAAUCCGUCUUAG